UAAAAUAAUCUUUAUGACGAGAAAGAAAAUCCUUUCGAAGUAUCCUUCUAGCAAAAAAACAAAAAAAAAAUCCUUUUGAAGCAUCCUUGAUUUUUUUAAUAAAUCCGUGUUUUUCUUCCUUGAUUUAAAAGAAAAAGAGAAGGAAGGCCCCUCUCUAUGAACAUAUCCCAUUUUCUCUUUGUUGGCCUUCUUUAUACUUUUUGAAGCUUCACUUCAACUCCUCGGUCCUCGGAUCUUCAGAUCCCCUCUCAUUUCCAAAGGUUAGUCAUGGCAACAGUUAGGAAUCUGAAAAUCAAGACAUCGACUUGCAAACGAAUUGUUAAAGAGCUGCACUCUUAUGAAAAAGAGGUUGAAAGGGAAGCUGCAAAAACAGCUGACAUGAAAGAGAAAGGAGCUGACCCGUAUGACCUCAAGCAACAGGAAAAUGUGCUGGCUGAAUCAAGGAUGAUGAUCCCUGAUUGUCACAAGCGGCUAGAGGCUUCAUUGGCUGACCUUAAAGGAACUUUGGCUGAGUUGGAGGAAGCAAAUGAGAAGGAAGGCUCAGAAUUCGAAGAUGCUUGCAGUACCAUAAGUGAGGUUGAAAAGUUGUUUCAGACAACAGAGGCUUAGUGACGGCUUUAAUUAGUUGCUGUAACUCAAAAAAUUGACAUUGAUGGUUCUAAGUUUGUACCGUUUCUAUUUCUAGCCACAAUCAGGUUGUUUGGAAUGCAGGUAAGAUAUCUCUUGAAAUGUUAAUGUUUUGAAAUGAAUUUUCCAAAUAUAAUUCAUGCCAAUUAAUUUGUUCUUGUGA
Durio zibethinus is the source of this 790-nucleotide messenger RNA. Its product is annotated as tubulin-folding cofactor A. The record is from RefSeq and is a predicted model, not a curated record. Gene Ontology annotation, molecular function: beta-tubulin binding. NCBI's taxonomy places the organism in Eukaryota, Viridiplantae, Streptophyta, Magnoliopsida, Malvales, Malvaceae. Gene Ontology annotation, cellular component: cytosol; microtubule cytoskeleton. Gene Ontology annotation, biological process: post-chaperonin tubulin folding pathway; tubulin complex assembly.